AUGCCCGAUAUGCAUGCUAUAUUCAACUCUGGCUCACCACCUAAACUCGACCUCUCCAAUGCACCCUCUCAGAUGUUCCAGGUGCCAGCCACCACGGCUUCCUCGUCGCUCUAUUCUCUGUCGCUUAGUCGCAAGCGCCCACGCCGGAAUACCGAGAAGCUUUCAUCGCAUUUCGAGACUGAAUACAAUAGUAGUUCACCAAUGAUUCAUUCCAACUAUCGCUCAGUAGGCGGAGGAAAUGACUUCCACGCCUCCGCCGAGCUGGAUUACCGUCCGAACCGCUACCGCGAAUCAUUCCUCCCACCUUCCUUUGAUUCCGGCGACGAGUUCAUAAACCCAGCCGCUUUGAAUGGAACCAGUCGCAAGCGCAGCCGCCGCGACUCUUGCAUCGCAACUCCAAGCCCCGAUAGCCCCAACACCACGACAGCGCCUACAGGCUGGGGCCGGACCGUCAUCAAAGCCGUGAGCAAAGUCCUCGAUCUAUGCUGGACAGGAGCGUUCCGGGGAUUCUAUGCAGGAGGAGGACAGGGCUAUGACAUGCCACCAGCAACAGCAACAGCGACAGCCACAACCGUCGAAUCCAGCUGGCAGCCCUCAGCCAACCCAUCGGCUGAAAAACAAAUGUACAGCACAAACGCAUUCUGCUCGACGCCCGUUCCGGGACAUUUUGCAGAUGAAGAAAUCGACCGCAGCUGGGUCUUUGUGUCCGAGAGCUCCGAUCCCUUUGUGGGCAGCAGCGCGUUUGCCAGCCCAUCGCUUCGCACACGGCGCGCUUUCCAGGCCUCGACUCCUCGCCGAAGACCCGCCGUGAUGCCCCGACUAAAACGAGUCUCUUGCUCCUCGGGACCUCAAUCGCCAACUAAGAGCCAGGGCUUGCCAUCUCCUCGGUCAAGGGAUGUUCCUGGAUCUGCGGAGAUACAGCGACAGGCUGCCAAGAUCCGUCGCAAGGAGCGGGAAGAAGAUGCCAGUAUCCAGCGCUUGAAUAAGCAGUUGCAGGCGAUGAUCCGUGAAGGUAAGGAGGCCUUAGGCACAACGGUAGUAGUGGAUGAUUUGGACAUGUAUGACUCUGAGUAG
Molecule: messenger RNA, 1074 nt
Organism: Penicillium paradoxum
Lineage: Eukaryota; Fungi; Ascomycota; Eurotiomycetes; Eurotiales; Aspergillaceae
Exons: 1
Coding region: 1-1074 (357 amino acids)
Source: RefSeq, a predicted model, not a curated record